Messenger RNA from Staurois parvus, 301 nucleotides. Lineage: Eukaryota; Metazoa; Chordata; Amphibia; Anura; Ranidae. The record is from the annotation of a GenBank genome assembly.
CUGUCUUAUGCAGGCCAUGGAUGGGUCGAAAAUCGGCCGAUUUUCGGAUCGUUAGUGGGCUAAUUGUUCGGCCGUUUUUUUUUCGUGCUAUAAAUGUCAAAAAAAACUGUCAAAGAAAUAGCGGAGCUCUCUGCAGGGACACUUUUUGCCGUCUGUAGACGGGAUGAAAAUCGGCCGAUUUUUUUUACCGUUCCUGAAAAAUCGGCCGGUUUUCUCCCCAUCUAUGGCCUGCAUUAUAUAGGUAUUAGUUAAUAAAGAACACCUGUCCUAAUCAGCACUCCUGAAUCCUGAGGGUACACCU